AGAGAACGGACGGAGACCGGGACUCAGCGCGCGCGCCGAACCUAGAGAGAGAGAGAGAGAGAGAGAGAUGUACAGCGAAAGAAGGAAAGGGAGAAAGAGAGAGGAUAUGAAUUAAUAGAGUCUGAGUUUGAGAAAGAAAGCGACGCGGCACGAUGUGGGAUUUAUUUCAGCCGGGGAUGGAAGCGAAUGCUGGGAUUCCGGUGUGAGCUCGCGGCGCCGUUUUCCGUUUGGUGUGAACGGUGAUCCUGAAGAGCGCCAUGGCUGCGGUCCAGCGACUCUCCGGCCUUCCCUUUCUCUGAGAGCUGGAUGUGUGUUUGGGAGUACCGCCGCGCCUCGUGUUGCUCGGGGGAUUCUUCUUCUCCUUCUUCUCCUUAUCAUUAUUAUUCUUUUAUUAUUAUUAUUAUUUAAAGCCACCUUUUUCCCCCUUACCUUCAUCUAUGGAAUGUACACAAGUGUUACAAUCUGGAUAGGAGUUUAUUGUGGCUGGGGGCAAGAUGUGGGUGUUUGGGCAAUUGGUAUCGAUACGUUGAGGCCCCUGUUUCCCCUACUCCCCACCCCCUGGAAGUCUGAGCAAUCAGAUGUUACAGUGACAGACUCGGGGAGCUGGCACUAAAAUGUCCCUAAGUGGUGGCACUGCAGGCGGGAAAGGUGUGGACUCGAAUGCGGUGGAACCUUACGACAGCGGUGAUGAGUGGGACAUCGGCGUCGGCAAUCUGAUCAUCGACCUCGAAGCUGACUUAGAGAAGGACAAACUCGAGAUGUCUGGCUCCAAGGAAGCGGGGGGAAUGGCAGCGCCGCCCAGCGCUGUCGCAGCUCUACCCGACAAUAUCAAGUUCGUGAGCCCCGUCGGCGCCCCUCAAGGCAAAGAGAGCAAAUCGAAAUCGAAGCGCAACAAGAACUCCAAGGACAAUAGUACCAAGUCUCCGGCAGGAGACGCCGUGAAAAAAGAGCACCAGGGACGAACCCAAGUGGAGGUUACUGGUACGACAGGUAAUUCAGGAGGCGCUGGGAACGCCACGCCUGGCAAAGGCAUGGAAAAGGGUGGGAAAGCGCCCCGCGGCGUACCAAAUAACAAAAAGGACAAGGAGGUAUCGAGCGGGAAAAACAAGAAGGAGAAAAGCGAUGGAGCGGUGGCCGCUAUCGAGAAGGAGGUAGCUGCUAAUGCUCAAGCACUUGGGAACAAUACGCGCAGCACCUCCUUCGACAGUACUCAGAACGUGGACAUGGCCGUGACGGAGCCACACGGGAAUAACACCCUGGAAUCUGUAGGAAUAGUACCAUUGUCCAUUAAAUCGGAACCCGAGGACAUGGAUAACGGCGAGUGCCGAGCGUUAAAGAAAGUGAAAAACGAAAAGAUGGAGUCUCCUGUCUCUACGCCAGCCCCGCCUCCGCUCCACCUUUUAGCCUCGGUGGGAAACAGCGACAUCGCCUCGCCGUGUGAGCAGCUGAUGGUGCGGACGCGCUCGGUGGCCGUCAACACAUCCGAUGUGGCACUGAGCACAGAGCCUGAGUGCCUGGGGCCCUGCGAGCCUGGAACAAGCGUCAACCUGGAGGGCAUCGUGUGGCAAGAAACCGAGGACGGGAUGCUGGUGGUGAAUGUGACAUGGCGGAACAAAACAUAUGUUGGAACGCUGCUGGACUGUACGCGCCAUGACUGGGCUCCGCCAAGGUUCUGUGAAUCCCCCACAAGCGACUUGGAGAUUAGGCCUGGGCGUGGUCGAGGUAAGAGAAUGCGUCCCAACAGCAACACCCCAGUCAAUGAGAACAGCAACUCCUCUGACAACAAGGGCAGCAAUAGUAGCAAGACCAGAGCCGGCUCCAACAGCAAGGCUCGACGUGGCAGUCAGAACUCCUCUGAGCGAAGGACCCCACCCAAUAGCAACACAGAGGAUGUCAAAGCCAGCCCCUCCUCAGCCAGCAAGAGGAAGAACAAGCCUGUUUCCGACAUGGAGCCCAAUUCCAGUUCUGAGGACACUAAAGGCAACAAGCGUAUGCGCACUAACUCUAACAGUGUAGUAACCUCUUCUGGUCUCUCGCUCCCCACCAUUAAGACUGAGUGUCUUCCGCCUCCCCUAGACCGCAAUUGCCCCUCACCAGUACUUAUAGACUGCCCAUACCCCAACUGCAACAAGAAAUACAAGCACAUCAAUGGCCUGAAGUAUCAUCAGGCUCGUGCUCAUAAUGACGAUGAUAUUAAGCUGGACAUGGAUGGGGACAGUGAGUAUGGGGAAGAGUCCUCUCUCCACCCUGAACCAGGGAGUUGUAAUGGGGCCUCAGUUUCCCAAAAAGGGUCCCUUUCACCAGCACGCUCAGUCACUCCAAAAGGAAGAGGAUUCGAUGCACACAGUUCAUCUCCUUCCCCAGGGAAAUUUGGCUCCAAGCCUAAGAAGAAGAACGGAGAAACAGAUGCGGAGGCUUGUGGCAUUCCCAUGGAUGGCUGUGAGGAUGGGCCUUCUCUCACUGAUGAUGCCAGUAAUGACGGCAUGGAGGACAAGAAGUCCAAAAAGUCCAGUACCAAGCCUGAGAAGCUGGCCCAGAAGAACAUGAAACCCUCCAGGCCAAUGGCUCAAGGCAUGCCCUCACAGCAGAUGUACUCUCUACAGCCAACGCCAUUCAGCUCUGGGAGUCCCAACCAUCCCCCAGGAAUGAGUUCGAUGAUUCAAGGUAUUCCCAAAAGCCCCCAGCUUAAAGGCAUUCAGCCAAAGUCAGGUGUGCCUGGAGACUCAUCCCCUAUGAACCAGGUAAUAGGGAGCUCCAAGGACAAAAAGAAAAAGGACAAGAAAAAGAAGGAAUCUGGUAAAGAGGCAGACAGCCCCAAGCCUCCAGGUAAAAGUGGGAAAGCCGAAGAUGGGAAGAGCCCCUACUCCGAGUCCUCUGAUCCUGGAAGCAGAAGUGAAGGCCAUCUAAAUGGUUCUUCAGACCUUCAUCAGAGUCGUUUAGCUAGCAUUAAGGCUGAGGCAGACAAGAUCUACAGCUUUACAGACAACGCUCCCAGUCCAUCAAUUGGCGUGGCCAGUCGUAUGGAUAGUAGUGGGCAGCCUCUCACUCCUCUCCAUGUUGUUACUCAGAAUGGGGCUGAUAACUCUUCGGUGAAGACAAACAGCCCUGCAUACUCCGAUAUCUCUGAUGCUGGAGAGGAUGGUGAGGGAAAAGUGGAGGGUGUAAAGACCAAGGUAGAAGAUCAGUCUGUGAGGGAAGGAGCCAAAAAGGCCCUCUUUCCAUCUCAGGCAACCAAUAAAGAGUCACCUUAUUACACUAGCUAUGACAAUUACUACUCUCCAAACUACACUCACCCUAGCCCUGGUGGUGCUAGUACUGGUGGUCCACUGCCAGAUGGCCAAACUGUAAAGGUAAAGAAAGAGGAAGAGCUAGAGUUGAGUGAAGACAAGGCAAAGCCAGAGGUUCUGGAGGAACGUAAAGCAGACUCUGCCUCCAACCAGCCGCAGCAGCAGCAGCAGCAAGCCUCAGUCAUCCAGCAACGGCCAAAUAUGUACAUGCAGCCUCUUUACUACGGCCAAUACUACGUUCCCCCCUAUGGUUAUCCAGACCAGGUGUAUCACAACCAUCUCAUGAACACUAAUCCAGCUUACAGGCAGCAGUAUGAAGAGAGGCAGAGACUGAUGGCAGAGCAGCACAGAGCAGCCAAGACUGAGGCAGGCAUGAAAGAGAGAGAAGCCUCUAUGAAGGACGACUGGAAACAAAAGGGUCCUGUUCCCCCUGGACUCACAAAAGCCCCCAGUCUGUCUGACCUGGGAAAGCCACAGGCGCCCAGUAAGCAGAGGGACUCGUCUUCUGAGUUAGCCAAGUCUGUCAUCAUCCCCAAAGGGGAGGAGACUAAGCUCCAGCCCCAGCAGGCUGAAGGUUUAAAGGUGAAGCUCAGUGAAGGUGGGCAUCAUGGCAAAGAGGACUCCAAUAAACCGGGAGUAGAGUUGUCCAGGCCAGGCAUGGAGCAGUCCGUGUGGUACAGACAGUACCCUGAGAACCAGAGGCAGGUCGAGGAGGAGCGAGAGCGUGACCGAGAGAGGAAGAACAAAGACGAGAGAUCACGGAAUAAGGAGUCAAGCGUGAAGGAGGAGAGCAAGGAGAGCGCCGAUCGUUUGUCCGCUCCUGCCUCUGAGGACUACCGAGGUGCAGGGAAAGACCCUCGGUCAAACACUCACAUGCCUUUCUCCACUGCACUGGCCCAGCAGCAACCCUACAUGCACUACAUGCAUGGAUAUCCCUACGGGCAAGGCUACGACCCCAACCAUCCUGGAUACAGAGGAAUGCCCUCAGUUAUGAUGCAGAACUACCCAGGUUCCUAUCUACCUGCCGGUUACCCAUUCUCACCUUAUGGCAGUAAGAUGGGUGGAGGUGAGGAAGGUGAGAAAUCUCGUUCAAGCCCUACAGUCAGCAGCAAGUCAUCCUCUGAGGCCAAAGCCCUGGACAUCCUGCACCAACACGCCAACCAGUACAAGAGCAAAUCGCCCACGGUCAGCGAGAAGGUGUCACAUGAGCGAGAGCGAGGAGCAGCAGAGAGGGAGCGUGAGAGAGAAAGAGAGAGGGAGCGAGACCGAGAAAUGGAUCGACCCCGUUCGUCUCCCUCACAGAGAAUCAUGCAGUCUCACCACCACCUGGGCUACCCACUUGUACCUGGCCAGUACGACCUGUCCUAUGCCACAGGUCUACCCUCGUCAGCUAUCGUUGCCAGUCAGCAAGCUGCAGCCCCCUCCCUCUACCCACCAGCACGGAGGUGAGAACGGGAACCGUGACUGACUCGACCUCAUCUUUACAAAUACAACAUGUGACUGGAUCACAUGGGGAAGAAUAUGGAGUUCAUUUAGACAUCAGUUGAAUGGUGUUUCUAUAUUUUUAGUUGUUGUUUUUUUUCCUGCCGGAAUGUAUGGCAGACUGACAUUUUCUUAGCAUCCGUACCUCGUUACCCCACUGAGGACUGUGAGACCAGGUUCAAAGCCAUCCUGCUGCCCCAGCUCACCCAGCCGGCUACUGAACUCUCUCUGUGAACUAGCGAGGAGUCAUUUGGGGGGAAAAACCCAAAACGAAACAAAAUAAAAACCUCUACUCGUGAGAUUGUUGGACUGCAUAACACUCCCACGCGCAGGUUGUGGUCGGGCGUUGAGGCGCAGACCGGUGGGUCAGAUAAGAAAAAAAGACUGAACGUAUAUUAUCAUGUUGAAAUGGUUGAAGUUGUUUUUUGUUUGAGUUUUUUUUUUUUUUUUUUUUUUUGAGUGCACAUCCUCCUCCUCGCUGAAGCAUCUGUGACUUUUCACAACGGUUGUGUUCUAAAUUUCCUAAACGUGUCUCAUUGGUGGCGGUUCUCGUGUAGUUCUCAUCGCCACACGCCUCAAGACUGCUUUUUAUUUUUAUUUGUAUUUUUCUGUUUUGUUUUCAGGAGGGUCAGUUUUUUCAUCCAAAUUGGAGUUCACACUUUCAUGCAGAGGAAAUGCCAGUGUCCUUGUUCUUAAUAUAUACAAUUUUAAUUUUAAGAUCAGGGUGGAAUUUUGUCUUGCGUAAGUAUUUAUUAAAGUAUCAGGCUGGUCGUGCUUGUCCAGUCGAGCGUGUGCCCAGUCCUGCAGAAGCAGUGUUGACCGUGUAGACAUGGAGGUCAUGCAGAAUCAGAACCCAGCGAAACAUCUCACCUUUUGCUCAGCUAAACCAGACGUUGCUAAGCUGCUAUAUUUCUAGAGAUCUCUUUGAUUUUGGUUUUCCAUCUCUCUGUUUCUCUCUCUGUGCACUGUCAGACGUACUAACUCUUAAAUCGACUAGUCAGUGAUGUGACGACACGUAAUGUGUUUUUUACGAUGCAGUGUGUGACACCUUUCGAGGGAAGUUUAGAUAGGGAUCUGUGUCGUCGACGUGAUGUGCUGCUCUACCGUGUUGCAAAAGUGUCAGAGCUUGAUUUGGGUUUUUUUUUGGUUUGUUUUUCCUUUUUUUUUUUUUUUUUUUUUUUUUACAUAAUAUUUUAUUUACGUAAACCCAAUUUUUUAAAAAGCAGGCGUGUGUUGUGGCUCAGCAUGGUGUACUAUAGCACUAGAAAUGUGACAGUGUCUUCUCAGGCAAAGCUUUUUGUUUUUGUUCUUCCACUUUUUUCCUUUUUUGUUUUGCCUGUUUUUGUAUUGCUGUCUUGCUCUGCACACACAAUAUGGUGUCUGUAUAUGAUGUACAGAGGAAUUAUUUUAAAAAUGCGACUGGGGAACCGUCAGCUUUUAUGGUGUUCAGUGCUUUAUAAGAUGUUCUAAAACUAUGAGGUCUCUGUUUUUGUUUGCUCACCUCCUCUCUUUAACUCCUCUGUCCUAACACCUUUUUUUUUUUUUUUUUUUUUUUAAUCGAAAUCUCAGCAGGGCCCAUUUCUGUUAAUGCAAACAUCAGGACUCCAGACGCUAUUCGCACCCAAAAUAUCAUUAUAUAAAUCUUUAUGAAAGUAACAUCAGGGGUUUUUGUUGUGGGUUUUAUCUACCAGCACCUGAAAGCCACAUGCACAUUAAGGUGCACUAAUAAAAGUGUUCUUUUCUGUAUUCUCAUGUCCUCAAUCUUGUGAAAUUAUUCAGCAGUGCUCUUAUUCAUCCCCUGCAACGCAACGCCAUCAGUUGACACUGAGCCGCAUUGCAAAAUUGGUUUCAUAUCCACCCUAAAGCCACUGAAAUAGAUUUUCAGGUCUUUUAGUUCAGCUUAACUGACACAAUGCAAUAAGGUGUAAUGAAAAUGGGACUCUCAGUUUAUUUGUCACUCACUCUGAUUUUGGCCUCCUGUCUCCUGUCCUCUGUAAAACCUCUCGAAUGGUGCUUGACCUUUGAUUAUCUCUGUAGUGGAAGCUGUGCACUUUUGCAUGGUUUGCAUUAUUCAUCACACUGGACUCCCACCUUCAUCCAUAAACGAGAUCCGCCCCCCUCUCUGGCCCAGCGAGACCGUUUCUACCAAGUAUCAGUCACUGGUACUAAAAGGAUGUUUACAUUUUUUUUAAUGGUUGCGUUUUAAAUAAUUCCUCGGCUGUGUCGCUCAGAUCCUCCAGCUUCCUCCUGGACUGUCCUCUUAUAUGUAAAGUGUACAUUACCAUGUUUCUUUUUUUUAUACAAUACUGCAACUUGCCUUUGUACAUUUAGGCAAAAAAAUAAAUCUUUUUAUGAGACAAUCACA
This is a messenger RNA of Pangasianodon hypophthalmus (striped catfish), 7134 nucleotides long. RefSeq names its product zinc finger protein 609b (gene znf609b). Gene Ontology annotation, cellular component: nucleus. NCBI's taxonomy places the organism in Eukaryota, Metazoa, Chordata, Actinopteri, Siluriformes, Pangasiidae. The transcript has 9 exons. The coding region runs from base 615 to 4736 and encodes 1373 amino acids. The record is from RefSeq and is a predicted model, not a curated record. Gene Ontology annotation, biological process: regulation of transcription by RNA polymerase II.